Messenger RNA from Zychaea mexicana, 1437 nucleotides. RefSeq lists its product as uncharacterized. Lineage: Eukaryota; Fungi; Mucoromycota; Mucoromycetes; Mucorales; Lichtheimiaceae. The record is from RefSeq and is a predicted model, not a curated record. Bases 1 to 1437 code for a protein of 478 amino acids. Gene Ontology annotation, molecular function: protein binding. The transcript is spliced from 3 exons.
AUGGAAAACCAAGCCGUUGGUCAUCAGUCAGAGUGGCUUUCGUCACCACCCGAGAAGCUUCAUCAGCAACAAUCUUCGCGUUCACCUUUGCAAGAAAUACGUUAUGUACCCCAAUCACCACCAGAAAAAUCGCAUGUGCAUUCCGACGACUUAAUUAACACAUCUGAAAUUAAGCCCACCACCACCAACAACAACAACAACAAAAACAGUGAAGCUGUUGAUUUCGUCUAUGUUUCACGACCUGUCAAGCAACCCAUCUUACUUGUUGGUGGUUGUGAAGAUAUUACGAUUGGUCGAGGUGGCAAUGCUACCAUCAAGAUUGGCAAACGAAACCGUCAAAUCAGUCGUAUUCACGCACGUAUCGAAUACGAAGCAGAGACACAUCAACAUUUUCUCAAAGUUCUCGGCUUGAACGGUGCCAUGGUGGAUAAUAUUUUGUAUCGUCAGCACGAUCGCAUCUUACUCAAGGACGACGCAAUGAUUGAUAUCUUGGGUUCCAAGAUUACCUUUAUGUGCCCUGAUGAUUCAGUUAUGCCACCUAUGCAUCGACGCAAUCAACAACAGCCUGUUACUCCUCCUUCGCCACAACUCGAGCCGGAAGUCGUUGUGGAUGAUGAAGUAGUGGUCGAUUCACCACUGCCAGUAGGAGAAAAGGAGGAAAUAGACGAACAGCAACCAGAACGAAAACAACAGCAACAACAGCUAUUUAAAGAGGAACCAGAAGCAUCACCAAAGCAGCUUGAAGAAGAGCCGGCACCAGCACUCGUGGAGCAACCAUUCGAAGAGCCAGCAGUGCAGCUGCCUAGCAUCGAAGAAGAUAAAGUACAGAUCGACGAACCAACUAAAGAGCCAAAACAGGAAGAAGAAGAGGAUGAUUUCGUUUUGGAUUCACAGGAAAUACCACUUUCGCCUGAACCCAAAGAUCAAAUUGAACUGAAGGAAGAGGAAAAACAGCAAAAGCCGUUGGAACUCGAUGUGGAUUACGCCGAAGUCAUUAUCGAUGCUUUAGUCUUUUCACGCAAGUCAUCCAUGCCAGUCAGCGACAUUUGCUCACGUAUCAUGAGCACCAACCCUACGUACAAAACACAACGACGCGAAAUUUGGAUCGAACGAAUCCAGCAGACGCUCAAGGAGAAGCCUUUCUUUGGCGAAAUUGUGCGCAAGGGCAAAACGGCAGAUGGAUCGCCCAAAGAGAACCUGUACUAUUACAACAGUCAAGAGGAUCCGGUCGAGUGGCGUCGUGCUGAGUACACGCAUGUGGGCCGCAGCGCUCGUAAAUGCACUCUGCAAGACAAGCAGUACUUCUGGAAGAUCCCACCCAAGCUUGGUCGUAACAGAAAUGCGUAUGUGCCCCCACCUGCGAGGGCUUACGAGAAGCGAAAAGGGAACGAGGAGAACAUGGGUGGCAGCAACAAAAAGUUAAAGGCGGAUGAGUGA